GCUGAACUCGGUGCUCGGCACUGCUUCUACGUCGUAUAACUUGACAUUAGUAACUACCAGACACUUCGCAUUUCCUUCAUACUAUAGAACGCAAUGGCCUAUUAUAUGCAAGGAGACAAGUUUCCGAAGGGUGGAAGGAGAGGAAUGAGAGGUCGUGGCAGAGGACAGCAGUAUUUUGCUACUCGCACCUCAGAUGUUCUUGACAGUGCUGUAGCUGUAGAUCCUGACGAUGUCUUCAUAGUUCGCCUUCCUAAGAAUUACCUAGGGCCUGCUCCUGUGUUUAAACAUCAGGUUUUGGGUGGAUAUUCACUUGAUGAAGACAAGAAUCUGAGAUUCGAUCAAUCUAGCCUCAGGUUCCUGGACAGAAAAUACUUGCCCACACAUGGACAACUUAAGGUGAACUUGGAUCUCAAUGCAGGGUUUGCGAAGGCUUCUCGGUAUAGUGGAAGCAUCGAGCAAACUUUUCACAGCUUUCUGCGGUGGAUACUCUCCAACAAAGAAGUACUGAUGACUGAGACUACUCCUCCAAGACUGGCGGCUGAUUUUAUUGGCAUCAGAAAUGUGUUCUCCACCAUUAUGAGAACACAGUACAGUCCUGGGGAAAUAUGGAGUAUUGAUGCCGUAGAGUAAGUUUCUUUUUCACUUGAAGUUAUAACAUUCCUAAUAACUUUUUUAACCAGUUCAUUUGCCAUCUAAAUUUAUCUUUAUCUAAUUUAAAUAUACACCUAUAAUAGGUUGAUGUGAUGAGGUAGCCAGAUAAUAUCCUAAACUUGGGGGUUUCCAAAAUUUUCACUACGAGAGUCACACGUUUAUAUUUUACACGUUUUCGUUGGGAAAGGAAAAAAAUAAGUCUUAUAAAUAAAUUUAAAUGGAUGAAUAAGUUUUUUUUUUCAAUCAUCAUGAUGUGAUUGAGAACAAAAGAGAAAAGUGACAAUUACGAAGA
Messenger RNA from Cherax quadricarinatus, 943 nucleotides. NCBI's taxonomy places the organism in Eukaryota, Metazoa, Arthropoda, Malacostraca, Decapoda, Parastacidae. The record is from RefSeq and is a predicted model, not a curated record.